CUCUGAAAAACUCGAGGGUUCCCCUGCCAGGCAGACUGCGGGGCAGCCGGUGCCAGGCGCUGAGUUUGCCCUGCAAACAAAGGCGCAUUGGGGGCGGGGGUUUUGCUUCUGAUGUCGUUAUUUCAGUAUAAACUGGGAUUCCCCUGCCUUUAAGAAACAUCUCAUUGUAUUAAAGCCUAUCUUAUUUUUGAAUUGUAUAAUUAUGGCCAAAUUAUGUUGGCUGAAAGUUAAAAACAAGUCAAUAUCAUACAAGAAAACAGUUGUGAGUGGUUAGAUAUUGUGGAACUUCUGAAGGUUUUACAAUAGAAGGAUUUUUCACAUCUUCUUUUCACCAAAACUCCUUCUAAAUCUAUACUGAUAAUAUUUGAGAGGUAGCGAAUGAAAUGCCAUGUCUACAUUUGGAGAGGGGUGCGGUCACCAUUUCCUGACCGAAAAUUGUGGUGGCUGAUUGAAUGUUGUACUCACACAGAAAAUGUUAGCAGGGUCCUGAUUAAUAAUGGUAUAUGUUUUAUCUGUAUUAUUAAUCUAAAGUUUAAAAACAAACCCACCUCCCCAUGUAGCCCAGACUGUUCCUUCUAUCUCAGUCUUUCAAGAGUUGAACUUACAAGUGUAUCCCCAACUCCUUGCUCAUUAAUCUGAAAUUUUAAAAGUUUGAGAGCAGGGAGUUUGGACUUAGUGAUAGCAUGAGUGAGACCAUAGCGAUCCAGUCCAGAAAGAAAGCAUUGAGCUUCCUGAUUUCCCCUCCAGCUCUCUUAUGCCUAUCAUGCUAAGCCUGUAUUAGAAUACUUGUAAUUUUUUAAAACCAGCAAUGUUUCAAAAAAAAAGUUUUGAAUGAUUAUCUUCUUCCUCUCUUUUUCUUGCUUGAACCCAGUAGAGUGCCAGCACAGGAUGGUUUCUGUCUAGAUACUUUCUAAGUGACACUGCCUUUCAGUAACAACUCAUUCUCAGAAACUUCAGUUCUCCUUUAACCCGCAGUCAUGAAUAGGAGCAAUUGCCAUUCAUUAAAAACACAGCAGCAACCCCUACUUCUUCGAAGACCCUUGCCUCCAAAGCUCCCUAAGUUGCCUUUAUGUAAGAAGAAAGUUCGAGCAGCCACUACCAGUCAACUUGAACAGACCCACGUGCAAGUCUCUGAGGAUGAAAGCGAUUCAGAAAAAGGAGAGGAAGGUGUUUUUCAAUCACAAAGACCCCUCAGUAUUCAAAGCAUCUCUCUUGAUCAUGAGCAUAAGGCUCGUGAAAGAGUGGUUAACAUUUUACCACAUGCACGCGGCACUCACCCCACCGUCCAUUGGAAGAUGCCACAUAGCACUUCUGGUUCCAUCUUUAUUCCAAGGUGUCUGUCGGCAUCUUCUCGCGUUUUCAGAAAAAAACUGCGCCAAAUGAGAAGAUCCAGAAAGCUCAAGAAAAAGAAAGACAAAAAAGAAUCAUUUUUCAUAAAUAAGCCAGUUAACAACAUUUUAAUUAUCUCCCAGCAGUUUGCGAAACCUUUACCCCCUUCUUACUCUAGGCUUAUAACUUCUAGAUUUAAGCCAGCAAGUGCAGAGUCUCGCCCUGUACCGAAGACUCCAGACUAUACUCAAGCACUUCCUCUUCUGAGAGAUGUGUCGCUCAGCCCCGUACCCAGUACUUUAUCUAUAAUACCAGAGCCACAGUGGUCUGAACGACCACCUCGUCCCAACGCCCCACUAAAUAAAGUGAUACUGAACAUUGCUAGUCUCCCGGCAAUUCAUACUCUGCCGAGGCCUGCUUUACCAAGAAGACCUCCAAGACAGAUUGCAAUAGAAAGUGCUGCAGAAAGUGGAAAGGUAGAAACUCCCAAACCACCUGAUGCUGUAGUUAAAACUAUGAGAAAAGUGGACCCAGAGGCCCAUGUUUUACGAGGGGAAGGUUUUAAGACUAUUGCAGCAACACGCUUUGAAACAAUAAUGGCGAUGACCACCCUGGCCAUAAUAAAUUGCCAAAUAUAUGGAAGGAAUGCACUUAGUCUUAAGGGAUUCUUUCUUCUGCGCUGUCCAGACUUAACACCUGUGGCUUUUCAAUUGAUAUACCUUAACUUAUCAUUUAAUGACCUCAACUACUUUCCUGUGGAAGUAUUUUGUCUUCAAAAUCUACAAGUACUGAAACUGAGAAAUAACCCUAUCAGAGAAAUUCCUAAUGAAAUCCAAAAAUUGAAGUACCUCAGGAAUUUCUGCAUUGCCUUUAAUCUCAUCAGAGAGCUUCCUACUGGGUCACUUGACAAACUGGUUGUUGAUGGGAAUUACAUGACUUCUUUUCCACCUGGGAUUUUAAGGCUUAAUUUGACCAAACUCCAAUUUGAUAAUACGUUCACUAAUUGUCAUUUUUGGAUAGAGUGUUGCUGGAACAACCCCCCACGACUAACUCAAAUUUGUUCUUUGUUCAUUGUCAAAAAUAAUCUACAUAAAGUUUAUGAUUUCAUCCCAAAGAAACUUCAAAGGUAUCUAAGAAGCACAUCUCGGUGUGACUGGUGUCACGGUCCCAAGUUUGGUGAAGGCUUUCGCAUCAUCCGGUCCUGUGAUAUGUUUGGAGCAACACAGAUUCCUAUUAUGUUCUAUGUCUGCUCUCCUUCUUGUUAUGUGGAGAUCAGGGAAAGCAGUUUUGUUUUAGAAGGUUUUCCUAGUAGAAGAAUAGCUCUAAAUAUGGACUGGGUAAGAGAAAGGAGAGUGAGCGAUGUCUCCUUUUAUUUGUAAAGUCCACAGACGUUUAUAUAAGAGUGACUCAUCUCUUGGAGCACAGGUUCCUUCCGUGUGGAGACCUACAGGUCUCCUCACCCGAGUUCUCUCUGUGGCCCCCCUUCCUUGUGAACGACUGAUGUUAGGAGUCAUUGCAGAAUUGUGACUUGGGGACUAGAAAGGGCCUUUGGAGGCCGGUGAGGGUGUUGAGAAUUACCUGAAGAACAUGUUUACAGUAAGAAAAACAAAUGCUCAAAACGUAAAUGCAGAAAGGGCUGUAUUUACAUUUUGUCUUUUCUUGAACCCAUAGUCAAUGACAGGCUAGCAGCUCAAAGCCAUCACAGAGAACUCUGUUGCGUGAGGCCGCAAAGUCAUGUGUGCAGGUAUCCAAUGUUAGUUUGUAUAUUUCUGUGAAAACCUAUCCAGUGCUGAUCAUCUCAGUUGGUUUUCUUUUGAGAAUAAAAGAUUCAAUUCCAAA
This is a messenger RNA of Mesocricetus auratus (golden hamster), 3168 nucleotides long. It is a transcript of the gene Lrrc63, whose product is annotated as leucine rich repeat containing 63. NCBI's taxonomy places the organism in Eukaryota, Metazoa, Chordata, Mammalia, Rodentia, Cricetidae. Gene Ontology annotation, molecular function: protein binding. The record is from RefSeq and is a predicted model, not a curated record. The transcript is spliced from 8 exons. The coding region runs from base 978 to 2708 and encodes 576 amino acids.